Leptinotarsa decemlineata (Colorado potato beetle) is the source of this 2267-nucleotide messenger RNA. RefSeq names its product XK-related protein 4. The record is from RefSeq and is a predicted model, not a curated record. Lineage: Eukaryota; Metazoa; Arthropoda; Insecta; Coleoptera; Chrysomelidae. Gene Ontology annotation, cellular component: plasma membrane. Gene Ontology annotation, biological process: phosphatidylserine exposure on apoptotic cell surface; apoptotic process involved in development; engulfment of apoptotic cell.
CAGCUGCUGUCAGCCGUAACAAAAGUUUAUUUUUAUAUACUUUGAUACAUUAUUCAUUUCUUUCAUUCUUCCUGUGAAUCCUCAGAUGAUUCAUUACACGAUUCAUAACUCCAUUUUGUAGAAUAAACCGAUGAUGUGAUGUUUUGAAAGUGUAUCAAUGUUCGUGGAAGAGUUUUCCCGAUGUUUUAUUUUUAAUAAAACUUAUAAAUGAGAAGUAGUGCCAAACAUACAAGAGACAGUUUCCAUCUUGAAGAGUAUAUAACAGAAAUGAAUCUGAUAGUUACGUGAAAUUCCAACAGUGCCAACAGUUUUUUUUACACAACACAUUCUAGCCAAAUAUGACCAUAUUAUAUCAAACCAAAAUGUGUGACUCAGAAAGGGACGAAGUCGAUCGAAUACCUUCAAAAGAUAGGGCUACCAAUCUGGAUAUAGCUGGAUUCAUCUUCUCCAUAGUCAGCCACACGGCUGAUGUGUUUUUCGACUGUAAUGUGGCCUACAGAUAUUACGCUGCUACUCAAACGAAUUAUUUCGUUACCACUCUUGCCUUUAUCAUGAUUCCCGCUCUCAUAAGCACUGUGUUUAGUCUGAGGAUGUACGUGUUGGACACGGAUAACUUGAACAGAAGUACCACCCUAACCAAAAGGUUCACCAAGAGAAAACUGUGUUGUAUAAUAGUCCUACUGUUCCAACUUGCUCCGAUUUUGAGGUAUUUUGAUGCAUUGCAGUACGCUAUCAAGUCAAAGAAAGCCGAGAAGAACAAAGACGUAGAGAACCAGAGGAAGUAUUACGAGUUGAUGGUGAAGGAAGAUUCAGACGUGGCUCUGCUGAGGGUUCUGGAGUGUUUUUUGGAAGCUGCCCCCCAAUUGAUUCUGCAGUUGGGGAUUAUAUUUUACAAUCACGGCAAAGACAUGUAUAAUGACACUUUUACAUUGAUCCAUCAGCUGCUAUCCAUCGGCAGUUCUUUCGUGAGUAUGGCUUGGGCGAUGGCGUCAUACCAGAGACUGCUAAGGGUGGCCUUGAAAACAAAACACAAUAUAUCCUGGGCUGGGACCAUAGUACAGUUCAUGUGGCAUUUUUUGGUUACAGUGUCGCGCAUCCUGUGCAUCAGCGUGAUCGCCGCUAAAUUCCCCACGGAGACGAUUCUCGUCCUGAUCGGGCACUGGUUCGUGAUGACGAUCUGGCUGGCGUGCACCAGCGCCAAGAACAACUUCUGCGACCACAACAGCCUCUACGACUUCCUCUUCUAUUGCAUACUGGGCGCGGUCUACCUCUUCACGCACGUUAUCCUCGUCGAGGGGCCCACCUGUUGUAAGUACCUCAUCUUCUACAGCAUCCUCUUCGUCGAGAACACCGUCGCGAACGCGAUUUGGAUCGUCACUGCAGACGACGCACUCAAGCAGAUGGUCUACUACCUGCCCAUUGUAUUCCUGAACGUGAUCCCAUUCCUACUCGGGAUCAUGUUCAUGAUGCUCUACUACAAGGUGUUCCAUCCGAGCACGGGCUACAGCAGGCAGCAGUCUUCCGUGCCGGCGGCCAGCUAGCAGAAGAGGAGCUUACGCUGGAUUUCUCUUUAGGUGGGCACUAUGUGAGUCUGCUUGUUUGAUUGCGAUGGUUGAUUAUGGUUCUGAAGUUUUGCACGGUUCAAGUUUAUAUGAUAUCUCUUCAAUAUUGAUGGCUUUUAGCCUCAAGAGAAGGAACUAAGGGUUAUAUUUUGAAUUUUCAAUUUCAAUUAUUUGUUUAAUGUUGGAAAAAAAUCAAAAUUUUGAGUUCAAAAUACAAUGCACUAGAGACGUUUUAACGUUUUAGAGGGUAUUGGUAUAAAGUUAUUCGGAAAUUUCACUUUCCAGUUUAAUUAUGUAUUUUUUAAUUAAAAAAGGUUCAUGUACAGAAUAAAACACAACCGAUAUAGUUUUUCAGGUUGGAUUGUGUGAUUAAUGAAAGAGAAACAAUUUACAAUAUUACAUCCUAUAAAAAAUACUGGAAACUAAUAAUUCAGUCAUGUUAUAUUCUUAACAAAUGUUGAGAAAAUAUUUGUUUUCACGUGUUACACAUUCAUUACAAAUUUUUUCUAGAAUAAAUUGAUCUUAAAUACUGCAAUAAAUCUAAUCUUUCUUAUAUUGUAUUCAUACAGUGUAAUAAAUGUCUUUGCAUCAACACCAACACUUUUACAAGAACUGUGUUAUCUAUAGAGUCCAAUUUAUGUGUUUCCAUAUUUUUCUUCAAAAAUCUCUGUCUUGAGCUACUUGAUUUUUUUUUUGAAAAAAUUG